UAAAUAUUGCGUUCACGAACCCAACCUUCCAGUCUGCAGCGAUUGAAACUUGAUUACUUACACUUGUCGCUAUUUUGUCAACGUACGACUUGACCCAUUUGUUGGUCGGCGGCUAAAACAUUUGUAUUUACUCCUUCCCUAUUUUUUCUCUUCAUUUCGCCUUACCUGCUGAGUUAAAAUGUCGAAGAAGGAUAUUUACUACUCUGACAAAUACAACGACGACGCCUUCGAGUACAGGCAUGUGAUGUUACCGAAGCAGCUGUCCAAACUGGUGCCCUCUUCGCACCUCAUGUCCGAAGAGGAGUGGCGGGGCCUCGGCGUGCAGCAGAGCCAAGGAUGGAUACAUUACAUGAUCCACAAACCAGAGCCUCACAUCCUACUGUUCCGAAGACCGCUCUCCAAGCACUGAUGCGUUACAUCGCUUAUCUGCCAUUUUGUGUUUUCUCUACAUUUGUAGUUCAAUGUCCACUUUGAUUCCAUCGUAUUUAUACAAAGAGAACAAACCCCGGCCUGGUUCAAUUGUCCUCUUUCAAAUUUCAUCCCUUUGAAGUGAAAAGACCCGAUUAGCCAAAUGAAGCCUAGGUUGUAUGUUUGAAUACACUUUUUUUUUUUUACUGAUGGUUUAUAUACCACGUUGUGGUACUUUUUUAUGCUUUAUUUGUUAAGUACUUUCAUUGUAUUCCAGAUUGUAAAUAUUUUCUCGUUAUUGUUCACCAUCCCCCAAAUGUUUGCAAUUUGUUGUUGAAGAAAUUAAAAUGUUAUGAAUGAAAA
Molecule: messenger RNA, 771 nt
Organism: Hippocampus zosterae (dwarf seahorse)
Lineage: Eukaryota; Metazoa; Chordata; Actinopteri; Syngnathiformes; Syngnathidae
Gene: cks2
Product: CDC28 protein kinase regulatory subunit 2
Exons: 3
Coding region: 179-409 (76 amino acids)
Biological process (GO): regulation of mitotic cell cycle
Cellular component (GO): cyclin-dependent protein kinase holoenzyme complex; SCF ubiquitin ligase complex
Molecular function (GO): histone binding; ubiquitin binding; protein kinase binding
Source: RefSeq, a predicted model, not a curated record